UUAACUUAAUCCUUGACUUCAAUUGUAGAUACUUUGUUGCCUGUGAGGCCCUUGGUUCCGGGUUGAGGGGUGGGGAGUGGAACUGGCGAAGGAAUCCGAUAUGCCUGAGAGAAAGAAGGCAUUCUUUCAAACCAUAAUCCGUCUUGCCUGUUUCAAUGUGAAACUGCAUUAGUGAACUAUUGCCCAACGUUAAGUGCUAUAUAAAUGCACUUUUUGUUCUGUGGUCCGGAUGACUUGUUACAGUAAUUAUUCUUGCGUCUCCUGAUCGAGUUGUUGAUUAAUUCAGCACCUAGCGGCUGCGGACAGCGCCUGUUUGAAUACUGUCUGAAUCUAUUCUAAAGUCCGAGCACCGCUCCGAGGCAAACUCGGUAAUUCACGGAUUAUUUGCAGAGAAUCGUGGGAUGGGGGGUGAAGUAUACAGAGAAAAAUAAUUUCCUCCUCUUUCUAUUUCACGGUGACGUGUUAAUUCCCCCUCCCUCCCCCGUCGUUUUAUCUGCAGCAUCCCUCAGUACAGUCAAUGUGAGGAACUGGAUGCAGCACGAACCGAGCUGGUUUGCAAUGCGGUUAUGUAAAAUCUAGCUCUGCAACAAAAAAAACUAACCACAUACUCAGGAUUUUCGACGCAAACCAGUGCCCUAUGUACGAAGGGCAGUCGGUCCUAGGACACGGCGGGAAUGCAGCCGUGUUAGUGCGGGAGUCUGGAUGAUCCGCAGUGCCGAUCGUUUCCUCGUACAUUAGACAACAUUUUACUACAUCUGGAGGUUUAAAAAUUAAAGCGUUGAUUACGUGUUCCCACUAUCGGCGCUUCUGAUGCUUGUGAAGAACUCGGAUUGCUGUCCGUUUGCGGCGUCUUCCUGAAUUGGAAGCUUUGAUUUUUUUUUGUUUUUCUCCCUCCUCCCAUCAAUUGCAAAACCUCUUGUGUCCUUGGCUUAUUUUUUUGCGUCAGAAGAUGGCGGAUCCCACUGAGAUGUUUUCACUGUCAACCUUCCACUCCCUCUCGCCUCCAGGCUGCAGACCUGCACAUGAUAUAAGUCUGGAGGAGUUUGAUGAUGAAGAUUUGUCUGAGAUUACUGACGAUUGUGGAAUUGGCCUGAAUUAUGACUCUGAUCCUUAUGAGAAGGACUGUUUGAUGGAUAUGAAGGGUGCGCCGCAGGCUGUGACAGAGGUCUGCUCCUUCCAGGAUGAUCUACAAGAAUUUGAAAUGAUUGACGAUACCGAUGACAUGGAAGAACGAGAGUUGCUGCCCUCACCCUCUGCAACGACUGCCCAGCAGACACGACCUACCACCUUAAACAUUGCCACUCCCAUCUCCCACUCACAGGAUUCUCUCAAUAACAAUGCCAGUUUCUCUCCAAGGAAAGCUAGCUGGCAGGAGACACUGCUUCAUUCCUCUAGUGGUCAUAUAUCUCCUCCACAUCAGUGUAUUCAAGACAGUGUUCAUCCUGCUGGUUGGUGUAUGAAUUCCCUUAGCUCCGGGACACAUGGUAAUGGAUCGCCGUUAAAAUGCAUGGAAACUGCAUCAACCCAGUCUCCCCUGAAACCACUACUAUAUGAUUUUGAAGGAAAUCGCCAGGAUACUCUGGAAUACGGUAACAGCAAGGCUGACCAACUCAUAGAGGAUCAUAAUAAGAAUGUUGUAUCGCCAUCAUUGCCAUACCCGUCGUUGCAUGCAAACAAAGAACUUGCUAAACACUCUCUCUCUCCGACAGGGUCUUUUGGUUUUCAUAGAAAGACACCAAGCCCCUUCGCAGAGAUGGAACCAGGUCAUGAUGGCAAUGCACAUCCAACUCCUGCAGCAGAAGAUAUCACAUUAGCAAGCUCAGACACCGAGCUGGAACAAGAUCUGACUAACAGCAGCUCCAAGGGUCAUUUUUGCUCUGAUAAUAGAUGCAGUGAAACAUACACUUUAGCCUCUGAAUUAGGGGUGAACAUUGAUGUUGAAACUGAUCACUCUUUUGCUGCCACUGGUAAAUGUCUAUCAUCUUCCAAUCUCAGCAAUGGUUCCUGCACUCCUGUGUCUGAUGUAGAGCUGGAACAAGAAUUUGGCAUUGAGAUUGCAAGUAAACCCCAUAGACCACACUUGGAACAAACAACUUCUGUGAACCAUCUUCUCAAGGGAACUGAUUUGAAGUCCACUACCACCACUGCAGUGGGUUCUUCUGAUCCUAACGUGACCUCAGAGUUAGACUCUGAUCACACAGCGUGCGUCACAACUAGUGACCGGGCACAACCGUCUGGCUCCAAUAGUGACACAGCUUCUCCUUCUUCUGAUCCAGGUAUAGUGGCAGAUCUCACCACAAAAAGCAGCAAAAACUUCAUACAGUCAUACCAAAGUGAGGAUGGUGGUUCCUCCGGUUCAGACUCAGAACUGGAGGAGCUGGAAGAAAGACUUACUUGUGACAACAGUGCUGCAUGCAACAUGAUUUCCUCUAUCUCUGAGACAGAGUUAGAUCUUACUAGCGAGAGCAGCAGUGGAAGGUCAUCACACUUAACCAACUCGAUUGAGGAAGCAAGUUCACCCAAUUCUGAUCCUGAGAUUGACUGGGAGGGCGAAAUCAGUACGACAAAUGUAAAAGACCGAUUGUACUCAAUCAAGAUGGCAAAUAGUCCCACCAUCAAUUCUUUGGAACCAGCUGUUGAAUGGGACCUUGAGAGUGGAUAUACUAGGAGAUUCAUUAGUGCUAUGGACCAAAACAAUUCAGAUACUUCCACAGAAAUGCUGGAGUCAGAACAAAUAACUGACCCAAUUACUGAUAUCAUUAAUAGAUCAUUGCAAAAUCCUGAGGAAAUGCAAGAUGAGGAUACUUCAGCACAAGCUUCAAAGUUCAGAGCAGGCAGUCAGAAUGAAGAUACCACCAGGCCAACAUAUCUAGACAUUGUUCCAAAUCAAGGAAUAAGUCAUGUUCCAGCCCCUGAAUCACAAAUGUUAGAGAAUGUUGAAGAGAACAGUGACGAUGAACUGAGUAAUGAUUCUGACUCUUCAUGUUCUGAUCAUGAUUCAGAUCCUGACCUAAGUGAAAGUUCUGACUCUCCUUGGCUCCUCAGUAACAUGGUCAACACAAUGAUCUCACAAGGUUCGCACACUAUCAAAGAUGAGUAUUGGUUGCAGACAAACUCUUUCAGUGAGACCACUUCCUCAUGCUCUGACAUUGAGAUCGAACCUGUCAAUAAUAGUGAGCUAUUGCUGACUUCAGACGAUCAGGUCAACUUGGAUGAGGAAGCCUGUGAAGGCGCAGGUGUAAAAUCAAUCAUAACGAAUAGUAGCAAUGAUUUUGGUGACUCUGUGUGUCCUGAAGAUAAAGAGAAAGAGACUGAAAUGGAGGAAUUGGAAUUGGAACCAAUUCCUGCUGACAAACCACCCACACUCUACAUGGCUUUGAGUAGUCCACCCUAUGACAGAGCAUCAGCUGAAGAUAACUGUAGUGUAAUACUCACUCCAACAAGAGUUGACUCCAGUGAAACAGAAACAGGCAUCAAUAUUGAUUUAAAGAACCCUUGCACAAAUGAAUGUGACCACACAGGAGCUUCACGGGCUGUAGCACCAAGCUCCACUCUUAGCUUCAAAUAUGAAGAGUCAGUUGAUUCCCUUCAAGGGGAGAAGCCAAAUCAGGAUGUCAAAACUCCAAGUUUCUGCAAAGAGCUAGAAGUUGCAAUUACUCCAGAAGAUAAGUUGACUGAGCUCAGUCAAUAUUCAAGACCAUCAACUUUGCAGGUGCAGAUGAAAUCAAAGCCAGUAAACAAAGAAACUGACUCUACCAGUAAAUGCUCGAGUCCAUUUUCUCUAUAUAAUGGAAACCCCAAAAUACCUAUAUCAUUUAGUGACCCAUCAAAUGGACCUUUCAGCCUGAAGGAACUGUCCCCAUUACACAGGACAGCCAGCACACAGUUAGACCAGUCACUGGCUUAUGAUUCUAUUAAGUAUACACUGGUAGUAGAUGAGAACACUACUUUGGACCUUGUUAGUUUGAAGCGCUGCACAUCUAUUUUGAGCGACGACAGUGAGGUCUCAACACUGUGCGACAACUGUGAGCUGGAGAUGGACAAUGAGUUUGGUGACUGUACGCAGGGACAGGAUGUUGAGAACUCAUCGGAGGAUUCAUCACCUGAAGCUGAUACACAGUUUUCUAAGAAAUUCCUCAACGUUUUUGUCAACAGCACUUCUCGAUCUUCUAGUAAGCUGUGCUGUCUUCUUUCAAGUACCGAGUCUUUUGGCCUUUACUCAUGCACAAUAAAUGGUGAGGAACGGGAUCAGACGCAUCGAGCGGUGUUCCGGUUUAUACCACGACACCAGGAUGAAUUGGAGUUAGAUGUUGAUGACCCAUUAUAUGUUGAAGAAGAGGAGGAUGACUAUUGGUACAAAGGCUACAACAUGAGAACAGGGGAACGUGGAAUCUUCCCAGCAUACUAUGCACAUGAAGUAGUCAACCAGGCCAAGGAAUUUAUGGGGAUAAAGAAGAGCAGCAUCUGGGUGGAGAAGUUCAAUGUGCAAUUCCUGGGAUCUGUGGAAGUGCCCUAUCACCAGGGUAAUGAUAUCCUGUGUGCUGCAAUGCAGAAGAUUGCUACCACUAGAAAGUUGACAGUUCACUUGCGCCCUCCUGCAAGUUGUGAUUUAGAGGUCAGCAUUCAAGGAGUUAAGUUAGCUAUGAGUUUGAACGAGUAUGGAUUGGAGGACAAGAGUGAAAGAUGCAGCCAUUUUUUCCAAAUGAAGAACAUUUCAUUCUGUGGAUGCCAUCCUAAAAACAGCUGCUACUUUGGAUUCAUCACCAAGCACCCAGUAGUCAAUCGCUUUGCUUGCCAUGUGUUUGUAUCGGAGGAGAGCAUGCGUCGUGUUGCUGAGUGCACUGGCCAAGCUUUUCAGGAAUACUAUCAGGAACACCUGGAGUAUGCUUGUCCAACGGAAGACAUUUACCUGGAGUAAGAGUUUGAUAGCUCUUGCACUGAGAUACUUGACAUUUUCUUAGGACCUGAGCUCGGCUGUGAGCUGUAUCUCUGUUCCCUGUAUAUAAAGAAAAUUAAACUCCAAUCGAACCAAGAGAAUCCCAGUAAAAGUACAGGGUACUUGGGGACCCCCUGUGAGUUUUUGCAUUAGCCCUGGAAGCGCGCCAUAUCCAACCUGUGUUUGCUGCACAUAUCCAUUACAUAUCCAACUCUAGCCUUCACGUCCUUCCUGUGCUGUUGUUCUAGAUAGCUUCAGAAUCAUCUUAACACCAGAAUAGUGUUCAGACAGACAGAAAGCAAAGUAGCCAGUGGGCGCAGCAUAGACCGGAGAAUGCCAUAUGUGCUUGGAAUUUAGAUGGCCAUUAUCGGUUUAUUUUUGGUUUAUUUUAGCUUGACGACUAUUUUCCUUGAAUCUGAUCCAUGAGCAAAUCCCCCAAAUUGCAACUGCCUCAUUGUAGAUCGGGCAAACAGCGGGGGGGGGGGGGGGGAUGAUGAUAUCAGCAUGAUUUAAUUGUGCUACACUAUGUGUCUCUUUUUAAUAUUAGUCGGUGCUACUCAGAAGCUUGCAGCUGAUGAAGUCUGGCAGGACGCAGAACUUGUCCGUAUGAUCAGGUGGACAAUGCCUUAGACCAGGAAAAGAUUUCUUGUUGCAGAGUGAACUUGACUUUGCUACCAUCAUGUUUACUUCUGGGGCAGUUGACUUUGCUUCACUCAAGCCAUUAACACCCCUGUCCCCACCAAUCACACCAACUUUCUUCUUUCUUGCCUUAGUUAAAAAGAACAGAUUUGGUCCAGAACACAGGCAAGCUGGGCAAUGGCAUAAGUUUAACCAACUGUCAAGAGGAAAGUAAUGGCUCCCUGUAUAAAAGUUUAUACAGCUUUAGAGAUGAUUUCUGAAGGACUGUUCCGUCCUUGAUUGCAAUAGUCCCACUAUGAAAACACAUUUUCCUGGGUCACUCUCCUACCCAGAAAAGACCCCAGUGUUCUGGAUCAUUGAGUCCAAUUACUCCAAUUCACAUCCCUGCCCUCUCUUCUGCCUUAUGUGAAAUGGGAUCUGUUCAUUGCUGAGGGAAAUCUGUGUGAUGUGCAUGGUUUUUAAAAGCUGCAUGAAAUCUCUAAAGCUCACUUCUUGUCCACUGCCAAGGAGAAACUAGGAGUUCAAAAUGUUCGUGCCACAGUGACUGACUCAGUCUAGCAGGUUCACGUUCACGGUGUAGCCAGAGAGAGAGAGAGAGAAAGAGAGACCAUGAAGUACCUUAAACCAAUUUGUUGCCCUCACUUUAUCAAUCUUUAGCCAAGUUAUUGCACUUCCUCAUCACUCAUUUACAUCAACUGUGUGAUAAAUACUGGCAGGAACAGUGCCUUCUACAAGCUGUCAUUUAAGGGAUGUUUUCUACCUGGAGCUGACAGUAAUCCGUACUGUGCCAGCAUUCAGUGAAGGGGCAAAUCACAGAUGUGGCAGUGAAGAGUAACCUCAGUUGUACUCAGAGACAUUUUGUUUGUUAUCCCAGGCUUUCCUUGGGAACCUCCAAUUACAUCGUGUAUUAAUUGAUAUAAUUAUAGAGUGGUGUGGAGGGGUAAUAUGUGAACAGACAGGAAAAGAAAUUCUAAAAUUCUAUGAUCUUCUCAGCACUUACCUCACGAGCUUCUUAUGGCGUGGCAUCAGGUGCCAGAGGUAAGGCCUAAAGGGAAUUGGGAAAAGCUGAUUUAGAGCGCCCAUCAGCUGCUGCCUGCUAAGUAACCAGCCUUUCAGAAGCAGGGAUGAUGCUAUGGGUGGUUCGGUGUUUGGGUCAAGUUAAGGGUAGAAGAGGAGGGAAGUGAACAGAGGACGAAUUGGCUGAGAAUGAGAGGAACAAACCAGCCAGAUGAAGUCAGAGGAAGAAACUUCAGGGCUGCUCUCCUAUAGAUGUGUGAAUCAGUCAGUAUAAUUUGCAGUGCAAUAGUAAUUAACCAGCAUGCAAGCAGAUCAGAUUUUAUGAAUGCAAUAUCGGCUCCUCUCAUUCAGUGGGAAUUCAUACAGUAUGGUUCCUGUUCGGCUAAAAUUGAAGACGAAUCUGUGUUUUCUCCUGCUGGAUAGGUAAAGGUGUGAAUCUUGGAGCAGUUUAAGAUGCAAGAUCCCUAUUGGACUGAAACCAGACUGAGAGUUCUCAAUAACUUCCCCAAGUCUGAAAUAAGUGUUACUGCCCCAACCAUCUUGGGUACUGCAAAUAUGGUUACAGAAUAACAGUAUUUUGGAAGCGGGUAUGGGGUGCAAAUGGGACAUAGCUAUCUGAAAUGAGAGGGGUCUCAAAAUAAAACAAACCUCUGCUUUGGUAUUGAUAAAUAUCACUUCAUCAUCGUGUGCUGCUCCGUAAUAUGAGCUGGGAGCACAGGAGCCUCUUGAGUGCAAAGAGAACCAUUCACGCUACAGAGGGGGUAAAGGAGGAUGUCAGGACCACUAAAUUAUAGCUCUAAUUUAUAGAUAGUCAGGUAGGUAUGUUUGUUUCUUGUUUGUUGUUUUCUAGAAUUGCUAAUGUAUUUGGUAAGUAGAGUGUAACUGGCAUGGAUCCAGGUUGUGGAUGGUAUUAUGGUGUGUGAUAGAUUUCCACAGUAGGUAAUUAGCAAUUACUUAACUGAAAUGUUCCAGUAUAUUGAACAAAAGUGUUUAAACUAAAGAGACAGCCGAAACAAAUGCUAUUCAAAUAAUAAUUGCUAUCUAUUAUGUGACAGUUAAUUUCACAAAAGUGAAAGAGGGGAAUUAUCUUUAAUAAGAUUGGAUCACAGGAGCACCUUAAUGGAAACAUAGUGGGACAGAUUACAGUGCAUAGCUAGAACAAUGUGUAGCAUUGUAAGGCUUUAGUACACGGUACUAGUUUGGAUUCAGUAGCAGAUUUAAUCUGGCUGUGUUGAGGUUUGUUUACUCAUUUAGAGAGUAAAUGUUUCAGAGAGACUGAUCACAAAUGGAGAGUUUGGGUAACAUCAGGAUAUGAUUUGAUGAGAGGAAAUAGAGGAGACGGCUAUGAUCAGAGUCAGUAGAGAGAUGAGCUUUGAUGGAAACAUUAGAAUGGCAGCAACAUUGGUUUUGAAGGGACAGCAAGGUAACCAGAGGAAUUGACUAAAUAGAGUAGAUUUUGAUUGUGUUGGGCACGUGGCCAAGUGGUUAAGGUGUUCGUCUAGUGAUCUGAAGGUCGCUAGUUCAAGCCUCAGCUGUGGUAGCGUGUUUGUGUCCUUGAGCAAGGCACUUAACCACACAUUGCUCUAGUGUCCAUGCAAGGAGUGGCACCCCACACAGACUUCCAACCUGUGCCUUGUAAGGCAUGAAAAUGCCCGAUGCAGGCCUCUUCAUGGUCUGAGUCGACGUUCUCUCCCUCCCCCCUUGAUCGUAGAGUCAAAGUUCUGGAGCAUUGGUCUUGAUCGCGGGAUAUUUAGGGAACUUAAAGGAAGGCAUCCAACAGGUAAGUUGAGGUGCAGCAGGGAUGGGUUUUGAUAAGUUAUUGUAAUAGAAAAACAGACUUCCAUGGGAGUGCAUUGGGUGCUGUGGGUUCAACUUCGGGAAUAUGAUUCUGGAAGGAAUGAGCUUCAGUGGGAUACUAGUUGAUGGUUUUCAAUGAAAGAAUUAGUGUACCAGAGGCUUGAUCUGAGAGGGUACUAAAGAGAAGGGUUUCAUACGGUUGAGUAUUAUUGGUAAAAUAGGAGUAUUAGACAGAUGGGAUGAAAUGUGGAGAGAACACAAAAGCAAAGCUUGACAUAAUUCAUUUGGAUCUGCCUUUCGACCAGACUGAGUGAAUUACUCUUACUGCAAACCUUUCCUGUGCCUAAGAGAGAGUCAAAUUUUGACCAGCACCUGAUGAUCUUAGCAGUGACUAAUCGUGAUCUCAGUGACCCUGGAUCAGGGAGAAGAACAUCCUGCUUUUGUUCAGUGCUCUGUAGUCCCUCCUGAAUCAUGGAGAUAUGGUGACAACAAUAUUCUAAUCAGCUCUCAACUUCACCUGACUAUUGUCACUAUCUAUCGAAGUUCAUAUGUUUUUGAGUCUGAUUUGAAAGGGCCUUAAAUUGUACAUCCCCAAGAAGAGUGAGUGCUUUUGUAAGAGAAGGAAACUGAUGAGAUUUAGGCCAAGUGCUGAUUACAAUAAUAGGUCAUCCUUUCAGGAAACUAGUGCAAACAAUUCACCAACCUGUCUCACGCACUGGUUAAAAUAACCCUAAUGCAUUAUUCAAAACAGGGACUUCAAACUGUACUAAUCCAGUUGUAGGUAGAGUUUAAAUACAGUUUUGGGUGUGUGUGUGUGUGUGUGUUUUAAAAAAAAAAGUAAAGGUUUUAAGAUUUCCCUUGUCCCUACUUCCAGCAAAGCCAAAUUUGCAUCUAAGAUGAGGAUUGUCCAGAACUACAAAACCAUUUACAUUGCACAGAGUAUAAAAUAAGGAGAGGUUUAGGUAGAGCAGAUAGUGAAACCUUUGUCCCAGGGUGCCAAUGACAAAUAUUAGAGGGAUUAAUUUUAAGGGAAGAAGGGGAAAGUUUAAAGGAAAUUCUUAAGGCAAGUUUUUAUUUUUACACAAAGUAGUAGAUGCCUUGGGAGAUGGUGGAAGCAGAUACCACAGCAAGAGAUAUUUAAACAGGCAGGGAUGGAGGCUACAGACCAUGUGUAGGCAGAUUAAAUUGGCAUUGUAGGGCAAAGAGUCUGUUCUUGCGCUGUAUGGAAAUGCUUCCCAGUAUACCUGUGCCAAUCUGUUAACAAGUGAUAGGUUUCUGACUUCCAGCUAGGUAAAUUACCAAUUUACAAUUAACAAUUGAGUAUCAUAAUUCUUGUCCCUUUUAAAUUAAAGGACGGAGUGUGGGAUAUAAUCUCAGGAUCAAUCAUUACUCUAGUUUCUAGGUCUCAGUUUGUGUUUAAUCUUGUGGUUCAUAAAAUAGAUGGAAAGACCAACCUGUGACUUGCAGCCUACUCUAGCCUCUAUUGGUUGUCAGUCAUCCUCACUUAGUUGCAUUCUCUAUAGUGGUUUCAGAUCCACGGGUUUGAGAGUUGAGAGGGAACCCAUUUAAUCUGUAGAUAAUAUUGUGGCCAUGGCUUUGGCCAUGAGGUCAGUAAAGUGAUUAGAAAUGCCAACACAGCUUCUAGUGAACAACACACCACAAUUAACAUCUCUUCCACCUGUCCGGUGACCAUUAGAUUGAUAUUCCCUGGAAAAGCAUGUCCUCAGACAGGUACAGGCAUCGAGCCCUGGAUUAUGCUUGUUACUAAACUGGUUGCCUGUAUGUUAGCUGCAUUUACCUGUAUGUAAUGUUGGAUUAUGCUAACCAUUCAUUCUAUACUAAACACAUCAAUAUGUAACAAAUUCAAGUAAUUUAUCAUCUAAUUGUAUCAAUGAAAAACUGAUCACAAAGCCUUGUCAUGUUUUUGAUCGUAUGAUUAAAAAUAUGGUUAUUGAACUUCCAGGCAUCCAUUUACUUUCUCUCAUUUAAUACAUAGGAAAGCUGAAUAGUGGCUGUACAAACAGAGAAGCAGCCCAUCACAGUGCAAGAAAUUUAGCUAAAUACGAAGGUAAGACUAACAGGAAACAAGGUGGCUCCUUCACAACUGUAUUAGUCAAAUACCAUAGUCAUAGCUCAAUAUAGAUUUUGUGGAGGAUCAGCAGUCAAAACUGGGAGAAUCUUUAUUCAUCCCCAUAUUUUGCUAAACGUAUUUACCCUAUUACAUGCCUAGAUUGACCAGUACAUUUAAAAACCAGAACGAUCCUGUUUUCCCCCAAACCAUGCAGAAAUGGGGGUUCACCCGGGAUUCUACUUCUCAGCAAUAUCCUAUCACCUGUCAUUCCCCAAAUUCUGACUGGGUUACACCACAAAAAAAAGCUUAUGUGAACAUGACAUUCAGCAUCAUUACAUCCCAAGCCACAUAAGCCACACUAACUUGGUGCCAGAAGUGCAGUUGUCAUCUGUUAUUUAUUACAGUAUGUUGUGCCUCAUGGUAGAUUCUAUCAGAAGUUCCAUAAUUAUCUUACUGGGGGAAGAUGCUAAAGUGGUUUUCUGUUGCCUUUUUUUUUGUGGAGUUUAUCUGUGUGCUCCAACCAAAGUCAAGAAACAGCCACUCCUUUCCCCUCCCACCAUCACUUCCCUUUACAUUAGUAAGGAGAAUAUUGGCAUCGAUCUGAUAUACUGUAUGUACCAUUACUAUGUUUGUAGAUGAAGAACUGAAUUUCAGAGUCAAUGCUCUAGUCACUGCUCCCUUGCUUGGAAUAGGGCUUAAUGUUUUCAACUACUGCCAAGUGUUGGAGACAUGACCAA
Mobula hypostoma (lesser devil ray) is the source of this 11197-nucleotide messenger RNA. It is a transcript of the gene mapk8ip2, whose product is annotated as mitogen-activated protein kinase 8 interacting protein 2. Gene Ontology annotation, cellular component: cytoplasm. Gene Ontology annotation, biological process: regulation of JNK cascade; JNK cascade. Gene Ontology annotation, molecular function: JUN kinase binding; MAP kinase scaffold activity. Lineage: Eukaryota; Metazoa; Chordata; Chondrichthyes; Myliobatiformes; Myliobatidae. Bases 950 to 4918 code for a protein of 1322 amino acids. The record is from RefSeq and is a predicted model, not a curated record. The transcript is spliced from 12 exons.